GUCCGACCCUAACGGGCAUGCGCAUCUCCAGCUGUUGUCGGAGGGUGGAUCCAGUAUUGUUUGUGAUCGUCUCUAUCGGUGGCUGAGAUGUCUGGAUUUCUAGAUAACAUCAGAUGUCCAGAAUGUGAAUGUAUUGACUGGAGUGAAAAACGAAAUGCCAUUGCAUCAAUGGCUGCUGGUGUGUUGUUUUUCACAGGCUGGUGGGUUAUCAUUGAUGCUGCUGUGAAGUACCCUGAAAUGGACAAAUUCAACCACUCCUACCACACCUGUGGUGUGAUAGCAACACUUGCAUUUCUCAUGAUAAAUGCUGUUUCAAAUGGACAAGUUCGUGGUGAUGGCUAUAGCGAAGGUUGUAUGGGCCAGACAGGUGCUCGAAUUUGGCUGUUCAUUGGUUUUAUGUUGGCAUUUGGAUCUCUCAUUGCGUCCAUGUGGAUCCUCUUUGGUGGUUAUGUUGUGCCACAAAAGUCAGAUGUUUACCCUGGUAUAGCUGUCUUCUUCCAAAAUGCAUUUAUCUUCUUUGGAGGUCUGGUCUUCAAGUUUGGACGUACCGAGGAUCUGUGGCAGUAAAUAUGUGGCACUGAGGUUCACUGACUACGUAUUUUGUAUUUUCUCACAACUUGCAUCUUGCUGUAUUUAGUGUAACUUUUACUGUUGAGUUUACAUGUUAACGCUGUACCAUUUUUCCAUUUGGAGCUCAUAUUUGACUUUGAUAUGUUUUUGGUUAUUUAUGGGCAUUGUUAGGAUGAGUGGUAUAUAAUUAUGUAGAACAGAUUAAAAUGUUACCUAGCAAUAGUUGAACUCAAAAUGGAGGAUAUAGUCGCCGUAUAACAUUGUGAUUUUUUUUUAGAAAGAUAGAUGGGAUUUUCUGGGCAAGUUGGGUUAUGAGUCACUGGUUUUAUUGUUGAUCUUCCAGUGAUGUCCUUAUUUCAUAAUUUCCAGGAAACUAAUUCAUACAGGGUAUAGCAUACAUGCUGUUCCAUCAACUCUGGAAGAAGUGUAAUACAAAGGUGGGCAUAGUUUCACAAGGUGCUCAACUAUUUCUGUCCGUGUAUUCUAUGCUUCUCUGGCAAGUCCUACUAUGAUCAUUGGUCAUAUAUUCCUCAUUCUUUGUAGUAUUACUUGCGUAUUCAUAGUCCUAAAAAAUAUUCCCAUACUCUAAUUCCCAUACAUGCCUAAUUGUAAGGUUCAUGAUUCAGAUAUUUCUUGUCACGUAGGGAGUCAAUCUCUCAUCAUAGAACAAGGAAUAAAAGCUCUGAAGAUGUCGUGCAACUGCUUGACUUGAACCGCAAGCAGCAAUUAAUACCUUUUGGAAAUAUUUUCCGACCUGAUAAUUGAUGGCUUGAUUACACUGGCAAACGCAACAAAGACAACAUGCUGCAUUAACCUUUCCAUGCUGUUUGGAAAGUAAUCCAAGUGCAAGUAUUGUGCAGACAAAGCUUUCUUGAAAGCGGGAGCAUCAACAAUAAUGCUCAUGUCCAGCCGCCUCAUUAUUUGGCACAAAUCUGCCUUGUAUUUCUGCUUUGUUUCAAUGUGAAUUAUCAAUCACUGAUCAUAGAUAUUAAAAUUUUCCUCCCACUACAUAAUCUAUCUUGUUAAUCUAGAAAUUUAAAGUCCAUUCUUUCCACGUUUUUGGAGUGAGGAAGUAAUAGCUGUUGUCUUCUAACAUAGGUAUUCAUCCACCUUGCCUUUUGUCUCAGACUCCAUCCUCUAGAAUAACCAGAAAAUAUCCAACCUGGCAGACAGUGCAGCUACUAUAUCUUUUUGAACAUGAUGAGUAGUUUGGAAUUCUUAUAACUAUUAACAUUUAGAACUUGCUGAUCUCUGCAUUUGGAAAUUUGAUCCAAGCAAAAUGCCAAAAAAAGGAAACUAGAAAAAAAAAUCAAUUCUGCAGUACAGAAAUCAAACUUCAAAUAGUUUUACUUGACAGAAAGUCCUGAGUCAGUCUACAUUAGUUAAUAUCAAACCCACUCUGCCUAGAUUUACUUGGUAUAACUGUCUUAUGACUAGCAUGAAUCUAAAAAAUUUGUUUUUGCAGGGUUCUAAGUUGGGACAGACCUGUUAUGUUUUGGAGAGUUUGACGAGCACUUUAACCCAAUUCAGAAAUGCUCUGCCAAAAUAGAAUAGCAUUAACCAGGUGUUAUCCCACACAACAUCUUCCUCAACUCCUGUGCUGGAAAGCAACUUUAUAUUAUGGAUAUUGUUGCAGCAGAAGUUUCCAGGAAAUUCCUAAUAUUUGUUUUAAAUAUAGAAGCUCCUGGAUUUAAAACUAAGGUUAGUUUGUAUGGCGCUUCUACACAAGCGUAAGAUGUUCUGGGGGUUUUGAGCCAGGUAAAUACCUUGUGUAGUUACUAUCUCUGUACCUUACCUACUAAAUAAGAUCUGUAUUGUUCAACCUCUUAAAACCCCUGUUUGCUAAAACAGUGAUGUAUUAGUGAACACUGCAAGAUUGCAUUAAAGAUUUUGGUGUUUGUAAGUUGGAGAUUCAUGGUGAAUGUCCCUCUAACUUUACUGAUUUUCUUAUGCUCUCCCUUUUCCAAUAUGAGAAGUCCAACUUGGUGGAAUACAUGACUUGUUAUAUUCUGAACAGAAAAAGUAAGUAGCAAUAACUGACUUGGGUAGUUCAAAAAAAAUGACUGUUAGCAGAUUUGGAGAAAGCUGUGCUAAUACAGUGAGGGAAUAUUGUAAUGACAGUUUUAAGAUUAAAAUGAAGGUAAUUAUCAACAUCUAUCUAACAUAUUUAAUACUGAUGAUAGAGAAGCUCCAGUGAUCAGUGGUGGCAUUCUUAGAAUGUUAGUUUAUGUGAAAUCUUGAGAUUCAGGAAUUAUGUUGGCAGCCAUGUCCACUACAAAUCAUGUUGACCCCUCACAUACAGACAUACACAGGGUCUUUUAAGUUGUAGCUUAUUAGUAAUUGUUGUUUAAAUAUUCUGCUAUAGUUGUUGCAUUCCUAAAAAUAAAAAAGUAAGAAGGAUUCCUAUAAAAUGCCAUAAUAAUAUUCUUUGGUAUCUAACUUCAUUUUGCACAGGCAAGUAAUGAAAAGUUGACUUUAGUGCAGAUGUAUCCUUUGAGCUUUUUUUUGCUUUAUUAAAGUUACCAUGGGGCUCAAUCAUGUAUUUUAAUUACUUGCUAUUUUGUGUAAUCAAUACUUUUCAUUUGUUUUAAUUAUGAAGUGUAUGUGUAAUCCAUCAAUUGCAAAAUUACCAAGUAUUAAAAUC
Molecule: messenger RNA, 3214 nt
Organism: Hemiscyllium ocellatum (epaulette shark)
Lineage: Eukaryota; Metazoa; Chordata; Chondrichthyes; Orectolobiformes; Hemiscylliidae
Gene: tmem50a
Product: transmembrane protein 50A
Exons: 7
Coding region: 88-567 (159 amino acids)
Biological process (GO): protein targeting to vacuole; late endosome to vacuole transport via multivesicular body sorting pathway
Source: RefSeq, a predicted model, not a curated record